Monopterus albus (swamp eel) is the source of this 8491-nucleotide messenger RNA. RefSeq names its product kinesin family member 26Bb (gene kif26bb). Gene Ontology annotation, biological process: microtubule-based movement. The coding region runs from base 457 to 5988 and encodes 1843 amino acids. NCBI's taxonomy places the organism in Eukaryota, Metazoa, Chordata, Actinopteri, Synbranchiformes, Synbranchidae. The transcript has 14 exons. The record is from RefSeq and is a predicted model, not a curated record. Gene Ontology annotation, molecular function: microtubule binding; ATP binding; microtubule motor activity.
UACUUUUUCUUUUUAUCCGUGGAGCUUCGGCAAAAUGAAAUAAAACUCCACCCCACCUUUGUUUGGAUAUCUUUUUAAAUAUUAACAAGUUCUCAUGCCAUGUCUGACUGGAAGAGGAGACAGAUUUCCUGCCUCGGUCAAAGGAGAACACUGAGUCAGAUCUAUUCUUUUUGAGCACAGCUUUGUUAACAUUUGUCAAAGACUGCAUGGUCCACAUGCACUUCCACGUAAGACGAACACUGUUGCGCUGCUAAAACAUUUGGGUGUGGUUACACUUGUCCACGUCGAUUCAUAUCUAAUUUCCCACAGCCAAAGCCCACAUGCAUCCGUUUUCUAACGAUGUACAUCUCAGAGCUCAGAAGUGCAGCAUCACUGUGAAGCCGCUUUUCUGCAGGUGUUAAAGGGAAAGACCACCAGUCCAAGGAGCGCCUUACUCCUGAGGGAGCCGGGGGGUCUAUGUGCCAGAGAGCGGACGCUGUCUCGUCUCACAUGUCCCUCCCUGGGUCUGUGGGAGACCGUAUCAGGAGUACAAUGUCGUUUGGUAGCGGGACUAUAUGCAGAGGCUCUGUGUCGGCGGACCCCGGCUUUGUGAGUUUUGAUCGGAAAGUUGCGUGUUGUGAGAAGUGUUCAGCGACCCUUGUUGCUCUGAAGAAACAGGCUCUGAGUCUGGCUGUUCACCAUCACUUCUCCUGCAAGGACUAUAGUGGCCUGUCAACAUUUCUUAAUGACAACCUUCGUGUCCAUAUUCGGUCCACCACUGAAUCCAUGGACAGACAGAGAGAGCAGGGCCGGUGUGGAGCCUGUGGUACAAACCUAUACGAGCUCAAACAAGAGGCCAUCCACCUGGCCCUGAGUAGGGGUCACUCAUUAGCAAAGCCCUCAUUUGAACCCAGCUUCAGCACUGGCACACUGCUGGGACGAAGUGAGACAAAGCAUGGGGACAGGGCUCCAAGGGAAGCUGCCACAGCUGUGCAUCAACCACAUAGUCAACCCCACAGUCCUCACAGCCCGCGGAGCCCCAGGACUCCUCAGAGGACCCCUCAAACCCUCAGAAGGAGGGGCCCCAAGCUCCCCAAACCUGAUAUGGGCCACUGGGUAGAGGAGCAGCAACAGUUGGUCACUUCCAAAUCUGUGUCCAGAGCUGAUCGUGUCACCAUCUACCCUUACCAACAGGCUGCAGAUGAUGCAACACCAGGCUGUGGUGAUGCUGGGGUGGUACAGACCAGCUCAAAGAUCCCUCACAUCUCCAGAGUAGUGACCAUUGCCAAUGCUGCUGCGAUGUCCUUUUUGGCUAGAGCAGCUGAAAAGCUCAACCUGACAUCGAGGAAAAAAGGCCAGGCUUCUGAUCCAACUCCCGCCCAUCUCCCCACCUGUUUCAGGGAGAUCAUCCAGAAGAACCCACCACGCAUCCCCUCCUGCCUGCUCCAAGCUGCCACCAGAACAAAGGACUCACCCAGCGUUGACAAGGUCAAAGUCAUGCUGAGGGUGAGUCCAACACUGUCAGGGGGCCAAAGCCACCCACCUGUUCUCCUCAUUGACCCAUCCAAGAAGAGAGUCGCCAUUAUGGAACCAGUUAGCAAAAGCCAACCACACGCUACAGCGACAGCAGGCAGAGAUGGCAGAAAUCUUCUGAAGACCUUCAACUUUGAUGCAACCUAUCAUCAAGAGUCAAGCCAGGCCGAGGUGUGUGCAGGCGUCCUGCCUGAUGUCAUCCGCUGUGUGCUCAGUGGCAGCAAUGGAUGCGUUCUGGGUUUGGGAUGUGCUGAUGUGGGCUCCUGGUCCAGCAUGGUGGGGAGUGAUGAGAGCAUCCAAAAGCUCGGGCUGAUUCCCUGUGCCAUCUCCUGGCUGUACAGUGCCAUUGAGCGACGGAGGGAGAAGACCUGGACUGAUCUGACUGUAUCAGUGUCUGCUAUAGAGCUCUGCUGUGGAGAGGAGGACACACUGAGGGACCUGCUGGGGGAGGUCGUCCCUUCAGCAAGCAGUAUCCAGGACAGCCCAAAAGCCCAUAUUAGACUCCAAGAAGACCCUGUCUAUGGAAUACAAGUACGUAACCACAACCGGGUGAAAGCCCCCACUGCUGAGCGUGCUGCUUCCCUCCUGGAUGCGGCCAUUGCAGCCCGUCGACACAGCGAUUUUGUUACGUAUCUAGCCCACAGCUCCAUAAUGUUCUUCACUCUCCAUGUCCAGCCCCCUCGUACAGAAAGCAGCACCAUUGGCAAAGGGUCACGUGGCCCCACUAAGUUGACCAUGAUAGACGUGUGUAGUGGUAUGAGGGGUAGGAGUAAAAAUAAACCGCCUCAUUCUGAACUGGGGCCUUUUGUCUUGUCUCUACUAAGUGGACAUAAAACCACUCCCAACAAGGGCAGUAAGUUGAAUAUGCUCCUUCGAGAGUCCUUGGGUCAUACAAAUUGCCACACCACAGUGAUUGCUGAAGUUUCUGAUUCAGCGGCAAACCUUCAAGAGACCUUUUCCACCAUCCAACUGGCUUCUCGCAUCCGCAGGACACAGAAGAGGACAAAGCAGUCCAGUUCAUGCUCUCCUUGUGGGAGGAGUCUAACUAGAGAAAAGAGAGGGCCCCAGUCUUUGUCCCUGCGGGCAUUCCACUCCACAGAUGAGGUAGAUGCUGACAUCUGUCCUUUACGUUUGCGCGGUGAACUAGAGGAGCGUUCCAGUAGCGACCAGUCCUGUGAUACAGUCAUUCAACUAGACUCAGAUGGCUUGGUCCAGUCCAAACUAGCCCCAAUGCUAGCACAACCCAAAUUUGUGCCCAUCAUACCUUCUUUGCACCCUAACAAGGCUGACUUGGAUGACCCAGAGUUUACUGCUGUCCUUCAAGAACUUCUGAAAAUUCCUCAACUGCAGGUAGAGAAGAAGAAUGAGGAAAAUGUUCAAGGGCAAUUUGAAAUGCUGAAAGCAGACAUAAAGCCACCACAGGGGGACUGUCUUAAAUGCGAAACAUUUGCUGAACUUCAAGAGCGUUUGGGCUGCAUUGAUGGAAGUGAAAUGACAAUAGAUAUGCUCAAGUCUUCCUGGAAAAGCCCUUUUGUAAACAAUGUCACAAACAAAUCACAACCCCAGAAAGACCGAGUGAAACAUAAAGACAAUGAACCAUCUGAAUCCCCACAGACCUUGAUUCAGGGGUUAGGCUUCAGUCAGACAUCUGCUGGAGAGAAGCAAACAGAUGGUGCCCUCCCUGGAGACAGUUUUCAGAGAGAGGAUUCAGGUUUGUGUGACUGUGAGGAGUGCAGUGCGACCAGUUCCAGUGAAGAACUGAUGAAUCAAACUCAUAGUCUUAACAUGAAAUGCCACACUGAUCUUCCCAACACUGGGACUCCUAAGUCCAAUGAUAAACUCUCUUCCCAGGACUUUGACAUGGAUGUUCAGGGCAUGGCCAUCACCAGCUCCCUUGCCCUUCAGCCUACAGUAAUACUGGAGAGUUCUGAAGCUGCUGAUUUUUUUAAACCAGACAAAAGAACCUCACCAGUUGGCAAGAGCUCCCCAAUAUCGCCUUCCUCCUCCUGCUCCUCUUCACACUCCCUAGCUACCAGUGUUAUACAUAGGGAUGUCUUAACUAACCGUCCCACAGAGGACAUUAAUGACAUGAAGGCUACUAUCACUGUGACUGUUCAACAGCCACUGGACCUUAAAGGUCAAGAUGAACUUGUCUUCUCAAUGGUAGAGGAGGUGACCAUCAGUGGAGCAUUGAGCAGAGGAAGGACAGGUGGAAAUAUUAUUUGUAUCAGAGACAUAGCUCAGUCACAGCCACAUGUUCAAGACUCUGCCAGCUCCCAACCAAUCAGGAUAAUCAGUAAUGUUAGCGAUGAAUCUGCAGCCACUGGUUCCCCUAAUACAGCCAAAUACUGUGUUCUUCAGUCGGCAGUCACAGAAGCUAGCCCUGAAAAGACCCAGUGUCAAUUCAGAAAGGAAAAAAGGUUCUUGCCUUCAUUUAUUAAUCCCAUGCUGAUUAAUUCAGAUGUGGAUUGUGAUUUGGAUGGUGCUAAAGAAAAAGAAAUUCUUCCUGACACUUGUACAAGAGUCAAGUCAGGGUCUGAGUUCAAAGGAAAUAAUACCAGAUGUCCAGAAGAUAGGAAAAGCAGUGGUGCUUUUGCCCCUGGGACACAUGUCAAAAAGGCUGACAAGGUAUGCAACUCACCUUUUAGCCAAGCUUCCUAUGACAAAGUGGUCUUAGAAGAUUCAGCUUUCAGUGAUAAAACUGCAGAAAACAAAAUGUGUGAAAAGAGACCAAGAAAUACAGACAAGAGACCCACUAGAGACAGGGAGCAUGUUUAUUCCACUAACACUAAAACAGGCUCAGUGGGGGGAGAAAUGAUCUGUACAGGUACUGGGAAUGCCCCUAGGAGAACUGAUGUUUCACCUGGUUGCCAAGAAACCACCUCUGCUUUGUUUAAAACAGGCAGUUUGCCUAGAGGCUGGCAAAAUGCCAGCCACCAGGAGAGCUAUAAUGGUGGUCACAUGACAGACAACCAGAGAGACCCAAGGGGGGCGACAUCAUCCACCCCAUGUAGCCCAGGGGUAACACUGGAGAGGAGGCAGGGCAGACAGCACUCUCCAGCGAACCACAGCCUUCACGUUUCCUCUCCUCGGAAAUAUGGAACAGAGUACAAACAGGAUGCUAGUACUGCUCCUAGAAAGGGGGCUGGUUCUUUUUUUGAGACCUCAAGUGUAAGAAUGAAACAUAAUAUGAAUGGGAAGCUGAAGUCACCUACGAAGGACAGUGGCAGGCUUUUCAAUGCCAAAUUGGAGCAGCUGGCUAGUAGAACAAAUUCCCUUGGGAGAACCCCAAAGGACUUCCCAACUCUAGAUAGAGGCAGUAGCAACACCUCUAUGAGUUCAAGGGGGAGCUCUAAAGGAAGUGUUGAGGGGGCCUGUAAGGGAGGUUAUCAAGGAAAUAAUGAGGGAGACUGUACUUUACCAAGGGCUAGCAGGACCCCCCGGAAGAAUCCUCAGUCUGACAAGAGUUAUCACUUCUUCCCUUCUGAAAACUCUUUAACUCAAUCUGCUAGGCAUACCCAUUAUAAGCUCUCUGCUGUUGGGAAACUUAAAAUGGCUAGCCCCAAAGUCCGCCGACUGUCUGCCCCCAGCAUCAAGAACCUCAGUCUGUCCCACAAAAGCCUGCGGCACUCAGUCAACCGCAGUGCCAGCCUUUCCCCAGACAGCAAAACUGUUAGCUUUGAACGGACAUCCUCCUUUCUCUCUUCUUCCCCGCCGCGGUCUCUUCACUCCAUCAGUCGGACUCCAAGCCAGAGCUCCACAAGCUCAUCCACAAAAUCUGCAAUUCAAGGGUUUCUCAAUGGCCGGGUGUCAGAUCUCCUCAAGGAAAGUGCUUCCAGCACCACUUCAGGAGGAAUGGAUCAAAUUAACACUCUUCCCUCGCCAUACAGCCGAGUGACUGCUCCUCGCGUACCUGAUCACCACAGUGGGCACGCCAGUGACACCACCAGUGUGUUGAGUGGCGAUUUACCACCAGCAAUGGGAAAGACAUCACUGUAUUUUUCUAACAGGAACAGCAUGGUGAGCAGUGGCUAUGACAGCAUGGUGAGGGACAGUGAAGCCACAGGCAGUGGUGCCUCGAACAGAGGUUCAGGCAGUGACAGGAGCGGCUCUCUCCUGAGUGUGGCUCACAGCAGCCGAUCUUCUCGGAGGAAAGGCAGCACAGGUAUUCACCAGCGUCGUCCUUCUCAUGAUACACCCCUUUCCCUGAGACGCUCAGCUAGUAGUCUGCAGUCUCGCUGGGUAGAUCCAGGAAUCUCAGAGGCCUACGAGAUCAAGGUCUAUGAGAUCGACAAUGUGCAGAGGAUGCAGAGAAGAGCAGGGGCUUACAUGCUUCAGCGCCAAGCUCAUGUUUUUGGAGCACCAUCAGCAGAAGAUCUCGGAGGCCUGAACCAAAUACAACAACUUGAGGAGAGAGCUGGAGCAGGCCAAACACAACUCCAAGCUGGAGCUCGCCAAGUGGAACCAAGAAUUUGACCUGUGGCAGACGUUCGAGGUAGACUUCCUGGAGCAUCUGGGGGCCCUUGAGGUGAUGACGGCUCGCCCAGGAAAUAGGGUCAACAUCUGCAAGGCCAGCAUCAUGAUGGUUCCCACCAGGGGACAACAUAAGAGGCGGCGAAAAGCGCUGGAGCCGAGAGCCCUCAAGGGAAUCAGCGUAGAAUGAUAGUGAGAAUUGAAACAUAUUUAGAUGGGGAUGUUUAGAUUGCUUCUCCUCAGGCUGUUAUGUUUCAUUAAGUACACCUAGUUAACUGUUAAAUUCUUCUCCCACACACUCUACUUUCACUUUAUCCACACUUUAUUUUCUCAACUACUACAAUCCAAGUACUACAGACUGGAGACAACAUGUCUGGUUCCACCUGCAGGUUUUACACCCUUACCAACCUUCACAGCAAGGUCAGAGUCUGAGCCACAGUCCUACACGUGACAGGAAUUUGACGCCUGAUACUUGUAUAAUCCAAUUUGUAACCAUUCUUGCACUUUUGGACAUUUUCUGGACUUUGUUGCACAUCAGACAGUUAAAAAAAUUCAGAGCCUUAAAAUUGGAUCUUGUCUGUUACCGGACAUGAAUCUCACUACAAACAUACAAGUUCUGUGUGUGUCCUUUAAAUAACCUUAAAAGCAACUUGUUUUUAGUAUCCUACAGUAUAUUUAAAGCAAUCAUUUCAACUCAGUGCAGCAUCUAAUGCUAAAACAUUUUCAAUGUGGCUGAAGGACAAAUGUAAUUGCCCCAUCCUUGUACUGUAAAUAAUCUAGUGAGUACUGAAAAAAUCAAAAUUGCUACAAGGUGACAAACCAAAAGACUGUUCUUGGUCUUUGAUCUUCAUUCCGUACAAAGUCUUCCUUUGGGUUUAAUACUGUACAGACAAUAUGCUUGAUAUUGGAUUGAACUAUUAUAGAUUCUUAUACAUACAGUAUCUGUGCAAGUCUACUCCAGGCUUUAAGGGCCCAAAAUUAAGCACUUUUGUAAAGUUGUUAAUGACCUCAUUGUACUGUUUAAAAAUGUCUAUACACUGUCACUCACUGACAAAAGCAGACACUGUGUUUUUUUAGAAUACAAUUCACUGCAAACAUUCAACUGUGUUCUUUUAGUUUCUUAUGUUGAAAUGUCUACUGAUUUAAGACAACCUUUGGUAACUACAGUCAUCAAAAACCAUUCUGAUAAGUCAACAUACACAAUCAAGUGUGCCAUUUCUUUCAUUUCAGAUGUCUGUUUUGCAGGAAAAUGUGUUUGUUUUUUUCAGUUAUUUUUCUACUGAGCAUUCAAAAGGGAAUACCAUGCUACACCUGAAGCCAUUUUGUGUACAGGUUUUGGUGCUGAAUACAAUGAUCAAGAGAAAACUGUGUAUUUCAAAGCUUUUGAAACUAAUGUAAAAGUGGUUCCAUCCUUACGAGGAUCCUGGGUUGAAGUGAAGAUGUAGGAGGACUCAGAGCAGUUUCAGUAAGACUGAUCUGUCUGAAAAGAUGAGGAGGACUGAAGGACAAGGCUUAAGUUCCUCAAAGUUACUGCCAACACCAACACCACUGUUUUCCUGUCUUCAGAGGAUGGGUGGUUAGUGAUCAAUACACUGGCUGCUAAAACACAAUACUAAUUGAUUCUGGUCAGAAUGAAAAAUGUGGAUUAAACUUUUAGUGUGAUGGAGGAGUAAUUACAUUAAAGAAAUAAUAUCGUUGUGUCUGAAGAGCCUCAUGACUCUGAAGUCAUUGAGCCAAUCAGAGGGGAUUCAGUGAUGCAUAGUAAUCACUGGACAUUGGUAGGUUUUCUCCCUGGAUCAAUGCAUCUAUACAUACAUGGAACACAAACACACACACUCACACUGAUUAAUUCAAACAAACAAGCCAGACACUGGAUGUUUGUUUUGUGAAUCCUAUUAAUCAGCAUGUUGUAUGUCACUGUUAAUAAAUGACCACAGCUCCCUGUUAGUUUAUGUGACUUUGAUGUGCAAACAUUAAAGUCAUUAUGCUGUUCCUCCUCAUGCUUCCAUCGCAUUUGUGUGUCUGCACCAAAUAUACAGGCUAUGGUCUGCACAUGGUGGUCAAGAGUGUGCAUUUCAUUUUUGUACAUGUAUGUUUGUGUACUCAGUUGUGUGUGUACCAAGAGGGUGAAAAUGCUUCUGUUAUGAUGCAGCAAAACAACAACAGCAUGCAUUUUCAUGCAGGCAUAGCUCAGCCCUCAAGCUGGACAUUUAUAAAGUCACACUCCUUAUGAGUGAGAAAAAACCUGGGAAGAAACACACACACACUUCCUUCCUUGACAUUGCUCUUCCUCUCUUUCUGCUCCACUUCCUCAUUGUUUAGCCUCAUUUGAAGGUCCACAAAAUAAGAAGCGGCACACAAGUGAAAACCACAGUCUUCUAUUCAGCUUCUGUGUGUUCACAUUUAGAAAACAGAGAAAAGGGACAGAAAUACAAACCCACACACAUUCACAGGUCGUUUACAUCUGAAUAGGGCUUAAUACGUAAAAUAUAAGAAAAGUAAUUUC